AUGGCGCCCCCGGCGGCGCCGUGGCUCGUCCUGCUCAACCCCGGCAGCUGCUUCCUCGGCGAUGGCAGCGAGCCCCCUCCCCGACGGCCCUCCCUAUAUGCAUGCGCACGACCGGCGACGUCGGCUCCAUGCUCCAGCACGCGACGUGACUCUAGGCGGCGGCGGUGCGGCCUCCCACCGUAUGACCCCGUGUUUCGCAUGGAUGGUGGCCCCUACGGCGGCGCAGCUCGCCCAGCUCGACGGCGCUCCCCGACGGUGACGCAGCCGGUUUCGCUCGGAUGGCAGCCCCAGCGACUGAGCUGCUCUCGCCUCGCACAGAUGUCGAUCGGCUCCGGCGGCAACGCGUCCUACCCUAGUCGGAUGGCAGUCCCGAUGGUGGAGCAGCUUCUUCCCUGGCGCGCAUGGCGGCCUCAGCUAUGGCGUGUCUCAUCUCGCGGCAACAGCGCUCCUCGGCGGCGGCCAAGCACCACGGUGUCACCUUCCUCCUUCCCGAUGGCCCUCACGAUGGCGUGGCGGCAGGCUCCUUCCGUGGUGCAGGCAUGCAGCUAUUUAUUUGAUUUGAUUUUUGUUUGA
Messenger RNA from Miscanthus lutarioriparius, 573 nucleotides. NCBI's taxonomy places the organism in Eukaryota, Viridiplantae, Streptophyta, Magnoliopsida, Poales, Poaceae. The record is from the annotation of a GenBank genome assembly.